Molecule: messenger RNA, 2915 nt
Organism: Chrysochloris asiatica (Cape golden mole)
Lineage: Eukaryota; Metazoa; Chordata; Mammalia; Afrosoricida; Chrysochloridae
Gene: SUPT20H
Product: suppressor of Ty 20 homolog (S. cerevisiae)
Exons: 24
Coding region: 95-2509 (804 amino acids)
Biological process (GO): regulation of transcription by RNA polymerase II
Cellular component (GO): SAGA complex
Molecular function (GO): transcription coregulator activity
Source: RefSeq, a predicted model, not a curated record
UACUAUAAGAUUGAUAUUAAAGACAUGAUUUUCACCCUACUUCAUCAACACAUUUAAAUUUUCUCCUCUUUUUGGAAUCCUGUAUUAUACCACAAUGCAACAAGCUUUAGAACUAGCUUUGGAUCGUGCAGAGUAUGUCAUUGAAAGUGCCCGGCAGAGGCCUCCUAAAAGGAAAUCCUUGUCUAGUGGAAGAAAAUCUGUAUUUCAAAAACUUUAUGACUUGUAUGUUGAAGAAUGUGAGAAAGAACCUGAGGUUAAGAAAUUAAGAAGAAAUGUGAACUUGUUAGAGAAGCUUGUUAUGCAAGAGACUUUGUCAUGUCUAGUGGUCAAUCUGUAUCCAGGAAAUGAGGGAUAUUCUCUGAUGCUCAGGGGAAAAAAUGGAUCAGAUUCUGAGACCAUUCGAUUGCCUUAUGAAGAAGGGGAAUUGCUUGAAUACUUAGAUGCAGAAGAAUUACCUCCUAUUUUGGUUGAUCUCCUGGAAAAAUCUCAGGUUAAUAUUUUUCAUUGUGGAUGUGUCAUAGCAGAAAUACGUGACUACAGACAGUCAAGUAAUACGAAAACUCCUGGUUACCAAAGUAGGCAUAUUCUGUUACGUCCAACAAUGCAGACUUUAAUCUGUGAUGUACAUUCAAUAGCAAGUGAUAACCAUAAAUGGACCCAGGAAGACAAACUUUUGCUUGAGAGCCAGUUGAUCUUAGCCACUGCUGAGCCACUGUGUCUUGACCCUUCCGUAGCAGUAGCAUGCACUGCAAACAGACUACUCUAUAACAAACAGAAAAUGAACACUCGACCAAUGAAACGGUGUUUCAAGAGAUAUUCUAGGUCCUCUCUGAAUCGACAGCAAGAUCUGUCUCAUUGUCCACCUCCUCCUCAGCUAAAAUUACUUGAUUUCUUACAAAAAAGAAAAGAAAGAAAAGCAGGUCAGCAUUAUGACCUCAAAAUCUCUAAAGCAGGAAAUUGCGUUGAUAUGUGGAAACGGAAUCCAUGUAAUUUGACUAUACCUUCUGAAGUGGAUGUAGAGAAAUAUGCGAAAGUAGAAAAGUCUAUCAAAUCUGAUGACUCACAACCAACAGUAUGGCCAGCCCAUGAGGUGAAAGAUGAUUAUGUAUUUGAAUGUGAAUCUGGUAAUCAGUAUCAGAAAACAAAAUUGACCAUUGUGCAGUCACUCGGUGAUCCACUUUACUAUGGUAAAAUACAGCCUUGUAAAGAAGAUGAAGAAUGCGAUAGCCAGUUAUCUCCAUCCAACUCCUCCCCAGAUGAUCAUUCAAAUUGGUUUGUUAUUGGAUCAAAGACUGAUGCUCAGAGGGUAGUCAAUCAGUACCAGGAAUUGGUCCAGAAUGAAGCCAAAUGCCCUGUUAAGAUGUCACAUAGUUCCAGUGGCUCCAUCAGUCUGAGUCAGCGUUCUCCAGGGAAAGAAACAGAACAGCCUGAGACCAUGUCAGUCCAGUCUUCAGUAUUGGGUAAGGGAGUAAAGCAUCGGCCUCCACCUAUCAAACUUCCCUCAAGCUCAGGAAAUAGUUCCUCAGGUAAUUAUUUUACUCCACAGCAGACAAGCAGCUUUCUUAAAUCUCCAACUCCUCCUCCUGCUUCUAAGCCACCAAGUCUGUCUCGGAAGUCAUCUGUGGAUCUCAGUCAAGUUAGCAUGCUUUCUCCAGCUGCCUUGUCACCUGCCAGCUCAUCACAAAGAUCUGGAACUCCUAAGCCAUCUACUCCUACACCAACCCCUUCAUCGACCCCAUAUCCUCCUGAUGCUCAGAGCUCAAUUCCAAUUACCCUUUCUAUCACCCCUACUUCCCAAGAUUCAGGCUUCACCCCUCAGCCCACUUUGUUAACUCAGUUUGCUCAGCAGCAAAAGUCUCUGAGCCAGGCAAUGCCUGUAACAACCAUUCCUCUUUCCACCAUGGUAACAUCUAUAACUACAGGAACCACAGCCACCCAAGUCAUGGCAAACUCUGCUGGACUUAACUUCAUCAAUGUAGUGGGCUCUGUUUGUGGAGCCCAGGCUUUGAUGAGUGGUUCAAACCCCAUGCUGGGCUGUAACACUGGUGCACUAACUACUGCAGGAAUUAAUCUUAGUGGCCUUCUUCCCUCAGGCGGUCUCCUACCAAGUGCACUGCCAGCUUCCCAAGCAGGUGUUCCAUUUGGUUUAAAAAAUACUUCCAGUCUCAGACCCUUAAAUCUACUCCAGCUUCCUGGUGGCUCACUCAUUUUUAAUACUGUGCAGCAGCAGCAGCUAUCUCAGUUGUCUCCACAACAACCUCCUCAACCCACAACUUCUAGUCCUCAGCAACCAGGGGAACAGGAUUCUGAACAAGAUUCAACCAGUCAAGAACAGGUCUUGUCUGCUCAGCAAGCUGCUGUUAUUAAUCUUACAGGAGUAGGGAAUUUUAUGCAAUCCCAAGCAGCUGCAGUUGCGAUUCUUGCAGCAUCAAAUGUCUAUGGCGGCGGCAGCAGCACAAACAGCCCAGCUCCAUCAUCAUCAGCAUACAGGCAACCAGUCAAAAAGUAAAAUGAAAAGAGGCACACCAACCACUCCAAAAUUCUGAGUCUUGAGCAUUAUUUAUUUUUUCCUCUUUGAAAAAACAAGAGCAUUGAAUCAAAAGGAAUUUGUUUUUAAUUCAUUUUUGUUUUUUUGGUUGUUUUUUUAAUGUGUCAGUAUUUUACAUUGCUAGAUGUACAAACUUUAUAUAGAAGCACAAACCUGUGAUUUUUAAAUAAAAACAGGUAAAUGAUUUAACAUCUAGGAUUGGUUUGCCUAAGUCAUUGCUUUUUUGAGAAAAGGUUUUACUGUACAUAGUAUAUAUACACAAGUGACUGGAAACUUCUUUCAGAAGAAUGUAGCUUGAUAUUUAUUUCAUAUAAAAGGUCUGUGCACAAUGCUAACAAAUAUAAUUUUUAUAAAUAUGUGUUGAAAA